Porites lobata is the source of this 6758-nucleotide messenger RNA. The record is from the annotation of a GenBank genome assembly. Lineage: Eukaryota; Metazoa; Cnidaria; Anthozoa; Scleractinia; Poritidae.
AUGGCGGACGAGCUGCCUGAAGAUUUCGAUGUUAUCGUUUUGGGAACAGGUAACGUAUUUAUUUAACGCUGUAGAUGAUAUGAGAGAGUUUGACGUUGACCUUUUUAUUCCCGAGAUCGUCUUGGCAGAUGCUGGAAUAAAAUGCGAAGAGAAAAUGGGUGAAAUAUUAAAAUAAUAUUGGUACAAAAUGCAUUUAUGUAAAUCAAUACUCCUUUUAUGUGUCACAGUCUUAUCUAGCUGUCUUUAAAGCGCUUUUGCUUUCUUUCCCGAUGAAAGGUUUCCCUGAAUCUGUUGUGGCAGCUGCACUAUCAAGAAUUGGUAAGAAAGUUCUCCAUUUAGACAGGUCAGUUAAUACGUAAAUUCGUUAAAGUUUAAUCGCUAGUUCAGUACAUCUGUACAUUUAAACGUUUAUACUGAUCUUCCAAGAUUCUUGUUAUAGGAAUGAUUAUUACUCUGAUCAAUGGGUAACAUUUACGUUCGAAAGUUUGCUGAAAUGGAUCGAGCUAAAUCAGGUGGGUAAUUAUAAUGCAACCGGUGAAUGGGGAUCUCUUUCUAAUAAUUAAAAUUCCAACCCUGGCUGUUCUUGCUUUCGUUAUUUCCCAUUUUAUGGUGUUCAUACCCCUGGUCUAGCUGGUAAAUGGUAUUCUUUUCUAUAUCAAAAUUCCCCAAUGUUUUCAUGAAAAAUGAUAGUUAAAUGUCAGUUUCAAAAGUGGACCACCUAAACCAGAAGUGAUGGAAAGUUGUUCGACCUGUAGCCUGCAUCACAUAUAUAUUAGCGUGCAAAGAAAUUUGUGGCGGAUAGCCUGGGGCUAGUAGAUUUUGCUAUCGGACUGGUAAUUUUUGUUCUUAACUUGCCCGACGGGCAAAUUACAGAAGGAUUGUAAUCAAUCCUGCUAAUCAAAAAGGGUUUGGGGGCUAGUUGAAAUGACCUUGUGGGCUAGUACAUGCUAGCUACAACUUGCCUGAACGGCAGGCUGCAAAACUGACUUUCUUUGCACCCUGUAUAUAUAUAUGUAAUCUUUGGUUAGUAGUGUCUGCAAAGCAGUGUCAAGAUCAGAGUUUAGUUUCAUCUGUGGUGUAGGCUUUUCAAAUUGUUGCACUUUAGGGCAAAGGCUAAGGUCCGUGCACUCUUGAUCAAGGAAAUGUUAUUUGACAAUGAUGUAGCUCUGACCUUGUGCAGAGAGAAGGGUAUUCAGCAGCUGAUCAACCAGUUUGCACAUGGCUAUUGAGAGUUUGGGUUGAUUACAGUCGAACCUCCCGUAAGCGACAACCCAAAAUGCAAAGACUUAGUGGUCGCUGAUGGGAGGUUGUCGUUUACAAGAAUCGAACCACAGGGGGAGGGAGGGCAUCUUCCUAAAUGAGGUCUGGGCACAUCCUUACUUUAUGGAAGAUAUUUCUAAGUAACACCAUGUGUAGUUCCAUGUUGUUACUAAAGUUCUUUAUGUAUUCUAAGUCACAUAGUGGGCACAGCGAACAUAUAGAUCAGACAAUGCAUCAAGUGGUCACUUACAAGAGUUUAAAAAUGAUGGAAAAUCAUUAAACUUUCAGGCCCAAAAAGUGGUUGUGGUCACUUAGGGGAGGUGGUCAUUUACUAGAGGUUCCAACUGUUACUGUAAGACUUUGACCGGGAAAGUUUUGGUGUUUUGGAUAGGUGGUUGCUUAUGGGAGGUGGAAGUCACAAAUGGAAUGGAGGGAGACUGGUGCAUUAAGAAAACCACCAUCAUUGGUGAAGAACUUGUAUCAAAAGCUAGCUCAGUGCUUGGUAUCCAUGUUACUGGGCUCUAUUAUUACCAAUCUUGAUCCCACUGGCCACCUUGUUGUUUCAGAAAGAAGCAUAGGUGACAAGAAAAAGCAGAACCAGCUGUUAAGGGACAGAAGACUAUAUAAGAGGCAAAGGCAGCCUUGAUUUCUUAGUGUGCAACCCUCCCUGAAUCACGUUUCUAAACUUUGAGAUUCACCUUGUGACAACCACCCGUUUUUAUUUUCAGAAUAAGGUUGAUUCCAAGGAAGUCGCAAAUGUACAAGAGGAGACUGGUGCCCAGCCCGAUGAGGAACUAAAGCUGGAGGCUGGUAUCCAUUCAAUUCCAAUCCCCAGCCACUCAAGUGAAAUUAGUAAUGUAGUGGUCAAGUCAUUCUUUAGGUUAGUGUUGAUCUAUAAAAUAACGGGUGUUGGUGAGAAGUAACUUCCAGUAAACUUUUAGAUUCUUCUUUCAAGUUGCCCUCUGCUCUGUUUGUUUGUAACCUAAAGGUAGAAACAUUUGACUUGAGAUCAUGGGCCAACCCUAAACCUAACCCUAACUUUUUACCAUGUACAAGUGAAAUGGUAUAAAAGGCUUAAAUGACUUUUGAUAAACUGUUAAAUUCUUCUUUCACAUUGCCCUGUGUAAUUUCAUUAAACAAAAUGACAAUUUAAUAUUUCAUCAAUAGUCCUUAGGGCCUUUUUGAAUGCACCUCUUUUAUUAUUUAUUUAUUAUUUAUGUGCCCCGUGCAUGCUAGUCUCAUGCUUGUUCAGCCAGUUUUCUAAUGAAAGAUUAUAUUGAGAACCAAAUUACAUCAUAGACCCCUUGGAGGUUUCUAUUACUGUCCUUGAAACUUAGCCAAGGGCACAAAAGAAAUCACUGAAUAGGAGAUAUCCUUAUCCCUGUCUUAAGUUUAUUUUUUCAGACAGGGAAGAAGACAGUGGCAGAUAGACAGUGUAUUUUUGCAUUUAUUUCAGUCUUUUUUUUUUAUGGUUUCAGUAAGAAACAGCCACAACAAGAUCCAGUAGAUCCAGAAGUCACAAACCAGGAAGUAAAAGGGACACAUGUUCUUAAGCCCACAGUUGUUUCCUCUCAGCUUCAGGAACAUAAAGAAUCCAGUGAAACUGGCCAAUCAGAUGCAGCUAUCAAAAUUGAAACAUCACAAGAUGCUAGAGCCUCAACAGACUCAAAUGCUGAAGAGAGCACUGCAUCUUCAAGAGCCUUAGAGGGCGCAGAGGAAGGAAAAUCAUAUGACCAGUCAGAAACAGUGAAUGAGUCCAUAGCAAGUGCUGAGAGUGGUGUUAAUGAGGUGUCAGAGGUAGAAAAUAAAGUCGCAAUACCUCCUGAAGUAGGUUCAGAAGAAUCACUGGAGAUUCCUUUUGUACUACCACCAAGAGAAAGACGUCAAACAAAGCCUCCCAUUAGUGUAAACAUGAGUUAUGAUGAUUUAAAGCCCUAUUGGAGACGAUUUAAUAUCGACAUAGCUCCUAAAGUUCUCUUCUCCAGAGGGCCACUCGUGGAAGCUUUGAUUUCAGCAAAUAUCAGUCAUUAUGCAGAAUUUAAAUCUGUCACCAGGAUAUUGACGUACAUGGAUGGAAAAGUUGAGGAAGUACCAUGCUCUAGAGCUGACGUCUUCAGCAGCAGUGUGAUAUCCAUUUUGGAGAAAAGAAUGCUUAUGAAAUUCUUAACUUUCUGCCUUGACUUUGAACAACAAAAAGAUCAGUAUGAGGGUUAUGAAGACCGACCCUAUGCUGAAUUUCUGCAGUCUCGUAGAUUGACCCCCAACUUGCAGCACUUUAUAAUCCAUGCCAUAGCAAUGGUCAAACCAGAAACACCAACUCUGCAAGGUCUCAAAGCAACACAAGGUUUUCUUCAGUCGCUGGGACGAUAUGGAAACACACCUUUUAUUUGGCCACUCUAUGGCGCUGGAGAAAUGCCGCAAGCGUUUUGUAGAAUGUGUGCAGUGUUCGGUGGAUUAUAUUGCCUCAGAAGAGAUGCAUCAGGCAUCGCAAUCAACACUGCAAACAACGAAUGCACGGGAGUAAUCUCAAACAAUCAGCUACUGAAAUGUAAACAGCUCAUACUCGGACAUUCCUAUGUGCCAAAACGUUUCAGAAAGGAUUGUGAACAGUCUGUUUCUCGAGCAGUUUUUAUAACUUGCAGUUCUCUCAAACCAGCUGAAGAGGAGUUCAUCUCUGUUCUAUCUGUGCCACCUUCAGUACCUGGAGGAGAGCCUCUGAGAGUUAUAGAGCUGGGCCCAGCCACUAUGGCUUGUCCCAAGGGCCUUUAUGUUGUCCAUUUAGUUUGCCAAGGGUCUUCUUCAGCAAAGGAAGACUUGGAAGCAACUGCAGAAAAACUGUUUUAUUUUCCCUCUGAAGGUGAGAUCAACAUUAUAGGAUUUGUUAGCUACAGAUGUGGGAAAUGAUGCAAAAAAAAUAUAAUAGAAACUUAAUUGUCAUUCACAACACAACCAAAUCGUGAUGUGUUACUACCCAGAUCUUGGUAAUGCUUCUGAUUGGUCAUCUGAUUGGUCAACCAUGCCACAAUAAAUGGAAAUGUUUUCCUUCUACCAAUGAGAAAUUUCUGCAAUUUGAUUGAAGCAGUGGUACUUAAUUUGAAAUACCUACAUGUGAAAAUCAAAUCUUUUGUGGGUAGUAGGUAUAUUUGCAUAAAUGCAAAAGGCCAAGCGUUGUAUAAAUUUUGAUUCAAAUAACCUAUUAAAUAUUUUGAUUACAUAUUUUUAAACACUGUCUCCCAAUGUCAUUUUUAUGGGGAAACCAGUGGUGGCAUCACUUAAAUGACAGGCUGACAAUUUGCCAACAUUCAUUAUGGUCAUAACCUAUUAAAUUUUUGUUAUUUUUAACAGGUGUUAUGACUCCUGAUUUUAACAAGCGACUCCUGAUCCCACAUGCUUCACUGACCUACCGUCAAAUGUCCAUGCUCUCUUGCUGCCUGGAAACACGUUAGGAUUUGGAGAAGCACUGGAACAGGUAUUUUCCAACCAAAAUAAUCAAAAUAGACCGUUCAUGCCCCGAGGGGGGUUACCCCUCAGAGUGGCUCCGCCCAAAAGGGGGUACCAUUUUCAGGCCUUAGGUGUAUGAAACGGUAGGAAUGUCACGAGUUGAGGUAGGUUAACAGACUGCUUGCAGUCCGCCUUUUCUCUUUAAAUCCGUCCAGUUCUUAUCCCUUCCAGCGAGGUUGCAGACAACAACGUUACAAUAAGGGAUUGGGACGAGACGAGAGAAGACAUAAAGAUACUGCUCGCAGUCUAGUAUGAAAGGGUCGGGAAAUCUGUUUUUUAAUUUUUACUGGUAAUGCUACCUGGUGAUUUCAUUUGCAUCAAGUUCGUGACAGAUUUUUUUUUAAUUCUCCCUUAAUAGGCAAAACAAGUGUUUGAAAAAAUUUGUCCUGAUGAAGAGUUUCUUCAAGCAGUUCCUAACCCUGAAGAUAUUAUACUUGAUGACUUCUUACAAGAUGGGAAUCAAAAUGCCGAGGCUGAACCUGAAGGUGAAGCACAGGCUGAUGCUGUGGUGCAAGAAAGUACAGAGGAAAAGUCUUCAUCAGCAGGGAUGGAGGAGAAGGAUCGCGUAACCAGCGAAGGUGCUGAUGAACGAGCCGAAGAAGAUGCAGGUGUUAUAGACGAGAGUCCUGCUUCGGGUGCAUCUCAGGAACAAAGAGAAGAUGAUCAGGAAAGCAAACAAUCCCCCAGUGAAUGAAGCUGUCGAUCAUUCCAUUGAAUGACGCUGUCAGUGUCAAUCAUUAGUGGUGACUGUGCCUCGUGAUUUGAAGGUUGAUGAAGUGAAUUUAUAGGCAAAUUACUUCAGGUCACCGUUCGUUUCUUCUGUUUGCCAAAAAGUCAUUUCUGCAUUUGACAGUUUGGUCAAUCACUUGAUUUUGUAACGAAUGUUUGAAAUAAUAUUCAAGCUCUUUUUACGAUUCACAGGAAAAUCAGGAUAUUCAGGAGAAACAAAAUCAUUUUUGAAGGAGAGGAUGAAGUUUUUCAGCUGAAUUCAAUUUCCUUUGUAUUUUCUUAAUGAAUUAUCAAUGAGUUUGAGAAGUUCAUUUUACGAUUCACAGGAAAAUCAGGAUCUGCGGGUGAAACUAGAGGAUGAUAUUUCAGCUGAAUUCAAUUUUAAAAACAGGAAUUAUCACACUUUUUAUGUUGUCACUGUAGCGAAACAGAUGCGCAGCGGAAAGACGUAAUAGCGAAAUGAUUUCAUGUUUGCCACUGUACUCGUCCAGUGAGACUGCAAUUACGUAACUCUGUUCAAUGCCCUGAAAGGCUUAAAACUAAUUUACUAUGAAUGAAUUCUUAUGGUGUGACUAUUCGAUUGAAACAUUUUUCUGUUUCUAUGUUAAUACGAUAAAACUUGUUGGAUAAAAAAAGACAUUCCACGGGAAACAAAUCCUUGUAAUUGCCUUGUAGUAGAUAGCUUAUAGGCGGACCCAUUGGCGAACUUAAAACAGUUAGUUAACUCAUUUAUCUCGUUACUGGCCAGAAUACUGGCAAAGGAAACCGGUCGUUUCGAAACAGGUCGUUUCGAUACGAAGUCAAGCAGUGAAAUUGCGCAAAAAUUGUGAUCACUUUAAGUAAAGUUUGUAAUUGAACAAGAAAAAUAUUUUGGGUGAAUAUUCUUUGUUCUUUAAGCUAACUACGUGAAACUAUCUACACCUCAAAGGAAUUAGCUUGUAUCGAAACGACCGAUAACCCAAGCGAAAGUGCAGAAACCUCAGAGCAAAGGCCAUGUAUAGCUCCAUUGAGCACGUACACAGCGUAAUUGCAUCUCAAAUUUUUUGUUUUUCUGAUUUCGCGGUUUUUCGCGUCCACAAAAAAGUAAUUUUUGACGUCAUUUAUAAACAGUUUCUGCUUUUUUACCGACGCUUGACCAACUCAAAGUAAUCUCGGUCAGUUAAACAAACUGUGAACCAACCCUAGUAUAUCAUAGCACAUGGUUGGUGACCAAUCAAAUCAGCGACGCUAACAAAUUAAUAUAAGUUGAAUUAAGAUGCUCGGAACGA